Vanrija pseudolonga is the source of this 2273-nucleotide messenger RNA. RefSeq names its product putative nucleolar GTP-binding protein 1 (gene nog1). The coding region runs from base 113 to 2101 and encodes 662 amino acids. Gene Ontology annotation, biological process: ribosomal large subunit biogenesis. Gene Ontology annotation, cellular component: nucleolus. The transcript has 2 exons. The record is from RefSeq and is a predicted model, not a curated record. Lineage: Eukaryota; Fungi; Basidiomycota; Tremellomycetes; Trichosporonales; Trichosporonaceae. Gene Ontology annotation, molecular function: GTP binding; RNA binding; GTPase activity.
GGCGCAACAUUGACCACCUUUGCUGGUGCUACUCCUCCUCCUUAGACGUACUGGUUCUUGAUACCGUACACCCCCUCCUCUUCAACACAACCCCCCAAAAGGAUCAGCCAAGAUGACGACCGUGGCUGGACUCCAGCGCAUCGCGCCCGUGCCGACGUCGUCGGACUUCAUCGAUGUCGUCCUCAACGCGACCAUGAGGAAGACGCCGACCGUCAUUCACAAGAACUUCAAGAUCUCGCGUAUCCGCAACUUCUACAUGCGCAAGGUCAAGUUCACCCAGGACACCUUUGACGAGAAGCUCGGCCGUAUCCUGUCCGAGUUCCCCAUCCUCGACAACCUCCACCCCUUCCUGUCGAGCUUGCUCAACGUUCUGUACGACAAGAACCACUACAAGCUCGCUUUGGGCCAGAUCGCGACUGCCCGUCACCUCAUCUCCCAGGUCGCCAAGGACUAUGUUCGUCUCCUCAAGUUUGGUGACUCGCUCUACCGCUGCAAGCAGCUCAAGAAGGCUGCUCUCGGUCGUAUGGCUACCAUCAUGCGCCGCCAGAAGGACCCUCUUGCCUACCUCGAGCAGGUCCGCCAGCACAUUGGCCGUCUCCCCGCUAUUGACCCCAACACCCGUACCCUCCUCAUCUGUGGUUACCCCAACGUCGGCAAGUCGUCGUUUGUCAACAAGGUCACCCGUGCCGAUGUCGACGUUCAGCCCUACGCCUUCACCACCAAGUCGCUCUUCGUCGGUCACAUGGACUACAAGUACCUCAGGUGGCAGGUUAUCGACACCCCUGGUGUCCUCGACCACCCUCUCGAGGAGAUGAACACCAUCGAGAUGCAGUCGAUCACUGCCCUCGCCCACCUGCGCUCUGCCGUCCUCUACUUCAUGGACCUCUCGGAGCAGUGUGGCUACACUAUUGAGGCUCAGUGCAAGCUCUUCCACUCGAUCAAGCCCCUGUUCGCCAACAAGCCCGUUGUCCUCGUCAUCAACAAGAUUGACAUUGUCCGUCUUUCCGACCUGACGCCCGCGAACCGUGCCUUUGUCGACACUAUCCUCGCCGACAAGACGGUCACCGUUGUCGAGUCGUCGACCUACACCGAGGAGGGUGUCAUGGACGUCCGCAACAAGUCGUGCGAGCUGCUGCUUGCUCACCGUGUCGAGCAGAAGCUCCGUGGCAACCGCAUCGAGGCCGUUGCCAACAAGAUCCACGUUGCCGUUCCCCAGAAGCGUGACGACGUUGAGCGUGCCCCCUUCAUCCCCGACGCUGUCAAGACCCGCGUCAAGUACGACCCCGAGGACCCCGAGCGCCGCAAGCUCGAGAAGGAGGUGGAGCAGGAGAUGUCGAGCAACCCCUGGAUGGGCAUCUACACCCAGGACCUCAAGCGCGACUACCAGCUCGCCGACGACUCGUGGAAGUACGACAUCAUGCCCGAGUUCCUCAACGGCAAGAACGUCGCCGACUUUAUCGACCCCGAUAUCGCCGAGAAGCUCGAGGCUCUGGAGCGCGAGGAGGAGAGGCUCGAGGCCGAGGGCUUCUACGCUUCGGACGACGAGGAGAUUCUCGACUCGGAGGAGGAGGAGUUCCUGGACGCCGCCGCUCAGAUCAAGAAGCGCAAGGCCGAGAUCAAGCUCGCCAGCCAGGCCAAGAACAAGCUGCAGAACAAGCCCGUCAUCCCCCGCAAGAAGAAGCACGUCACAUUGACCGAGUUCACCAACGGCAUGCGCAAGGUCGGACACGACCCGAUCGUGCUCGAGAAGCGUGCUGCCCGUCUCGUCGAGGCCAAGAAGGCUGCCUGGGAGGCUGCCGAGGCCGAGCGCGAGGCGGCUGGCGGCGACGGCGACGAUGUGUCGAUGGGCGGCGACGACGACGUGGACAUGGACGAGGCGCCCAAGCGUGGUGGCCGCGCCGCUGCCAAGACCAGGAAUGCCCUUCCUCCUGGUAUCACGAGCAAGGAGCAGCUCGACAAGGCCCACAGGCUACGCUUCUUUGCCCAGCGUGAACCUGCUCGUCUCGCCAAGGCGUCCGAGUCUGACCGUCACGUUCCCAUCACCCGGCCGAAGUGGAUGUUGGCGGGUAAGCGUAAGGCGGGUAAGACUCAGCGCCGAUAAGCGUUUGUGUGCAGGCGAGACGAGCUACUGCGGGACAAGGUAUCUUUUGCCUGCAGAGCAUCACUCUUGGGAGUAUUGCAAAAGGCCUUGGGCGAGAGAGCGAGCCCUGGCUGUGGUUUCUGGGGAUUGGCGUGUAUGUACUUUAUACCCUACAUGGAGACUUUGCAUCGAG